Messenger RNA from Funneliformis caledonium, 306 nucleotides. Lineage: Eukaryota; Fungi; Glomeromycota; Glomeromycetes; Glomerales; Glomeraceae. The record is from the annotation of a GenBank genome assembly.
AUGGUUAAUAAUAAUCCAUCAAAAGUAAUACUUACAGAUGAAGAUAAAGCAAUUUCUCAAGCUAUACAAAAUGUUUUCGGUCAAAAUAGUAAACAUGUAUUAUACUUUUCAGAUUGUAAAGCACAUUUAGAAAGAAUGGAUAAAGUAAAAGAAAAAUGGGCACCUUGUUUUAAUAGAGAUAUAUUUUUAGCAGAUAUGACAAGUACACAGCGCGGAGAAUCAAUGAAUAGUUUUAUGAAAAAUUAUAUGAAUGCAACCAAUUCACUUUUGGAUUUUUUAAAAGCUUUUGAAUCUGCACUAGAAUAA